Messenger RNA from Vombatus ursinus (common wombat), 1979 nucleotides. Its product is annotated as L-threonine dehydratase catabolic TdcB-like. The transcript is spliced from 12 exons. Lineage: Eukaryota; Metazoa; Chordata; Mammalia; Diprotodontia; Vombatidae. The record is from RefSeq and is a predicted model, not a curated record. The coding region runs from base 70 to 1629 and encodes 519 amino acids. Gene Ontology annotation, biological process: L-serine catabolic process; L-threonine catabolic process. Gene Ontology annotation, molecular function: L-serine ammonia-lyase activity; threonine deaminase activity.
GUUUGGUAAUCAGUCUUCUCUCCCACACUUUUCCUUCGGAGCCUCUCAAGCGCUGAGCUAGUUCCGGCAAUGCGCCCAUCAACUUCGUUAUCAACGUGUACAUCCCUGGAAAGUAUACUACCAAGCUAUGCCGAGGAGCUGAUUUCCAGGAGGAACAAUGAUAAAGAAAAGAAAUCUGAAGCUGCCGCCCUCCAAGCAUCCGGUAGCAAAGAACAAGAGCCCCCGGAAAACAGCAGCUGUGGCCAGUGCCAGACACCCAACCAGCUUGAGCAGUUAAGGAAUUAUGUAGAAGAAGAUGGUCUUCAAGGGAAUGCUAAGACAUGGAAGCUGAAGGUCCUGGAGCAUGGAGAGGAGCCCCCAGUCACGCCAUCCGAAGGCAGGGCCUGCCAAGAAACACCCAACUUUAAGUUGAUCAGAUUGGAAGAUAUUAACACAGCAGCCUCCCAGAUCCAGAAGGGUGUCCAGGUCACUCCGUGCACGUAUUCUAGACUGUCCAAGAAAUAUGGCAUGGAGCUCUACCUAAAGAAGGAAUUUCUCCAGUACACAGGCUCAGUGAAGGACCGAGGAGUGCUCUGUCUCUUGGCCUCUCUCCAUCAGGACCAGCAGAGAAAGGGAGUGAUUGUUGCCUCUGACGGCAACUUCUCCAUGGCAGUGGCCUACCAUGCAAGUGAACUCCAGAUCCCAGUGUUUGUCAUCAUGCCCACCAGUACCUCUGUGACCAGGGUGAGGAUGUGUCGGGACUACGGUGCCGUAGUGAUCACCUUUGGUGGAUCGGCCAAAGACUCACGGAGUCACGCCCAACAGCUAGCUCAGAAGAAUGAUUAUCUCUACCUAGAGGAAGCAGACAAUAUCGAAUAUCUCUCUGGUCUGGGCACGAUGGGACUGGAAAUCUUCAGGCAGGUACCAAACCUGGAUGCAGUGGUGUUCCCUGCUGGAGGCCCUUGUGGACUUCUGGCAGGCUCUGCAGCUGCACUGAAGCAGCUGAACCCCCACGUCUCUGUGAUCGGUGUCCAACCUGAGAGUUUCCCUGUUGUAAAGCAUUCUCUGAAGAUGAGCCAUCCAGGAGAGAGCCAGACCUGGGGUGGUCACAUGUUCUAUAGAGACCUGAGUGAAUCAUGUUCCAGGAAAAAUACACUGCAGCUGAUAGGAGAGCUUGUGGACAAGAUUGUUACCGUGACGGAAGAAGACAUUUUGAUUUCCAUGCUGAGGCUGCUGGAGUAUGAGAGAGCCACAGUAGAUGCAGAAGGCGCCAUUGGUCUAGCUGCUAUUGCGGCUGGGAAGUUACCAGAGUUAAAGGGCAAAAGAGUGACUGUGGUCCUGUGCAGUGGAAACAUUAGCGUUACCCUCCUACAACAAUGCAUCCAGAGGGCCCUGACCCUGGAUAGUCAGACCUGCAAGUUCUCUCUCUGGCUGAGUGACAGUGCAGGAGAUAUCGCCAAGCUGCUGGAGAUCCUGGACCGAGAGGCAGUAAGGGUGCUGGACAUUCAGAAGGAACAUGGGUUUGUGACCUCUAAGCUCUUCAUGACAAAGGUCACCUGUGUUGCUGAGACCAGAGACAAGCAACAAGCAGCCCAGCUCCGAAGUGCCCUCUUGGAACAUUACCCAUCCCUGGAGUGGAUGCAGCAGUGAGGGGGACUUGCAUUGCUAAUGCUAGUUACAGUAGCAUUCUUAUCCAUCCAAAGUGUGGUUGCAGCCCCCUGAUGGCCAGAGUGAGAGGCAGGGGCAAAAAAAAUGCUCUAAGGGAAAAUCCAUAGAGCGUGAGUCACAAGAAGGCAGAGAUCUUAAGGUGGUAGAGUGGGAAAGCACUCAGUUUGGAGUCACAGGUGUUGGGUUCUAAAUCUCGCUCUGUUACUUACCACUCAUAACCAUUCUAGGAGAGUCACAACCUCUGUGGGCCUGAAGUUCCUGAUGUGUAAAAAUAAAAAUAUUUAAUAUCUUAUAUCAGAUUGGACUAAGUGUGCAUAUACACAUUUAAUUUC